Messenger RNA from Protopterus annectens (West African lungfish), 6823 nucleotides. RefSeq names its product sodium- and chloride-dependent creatine transporter 1-like. The transcript is spliced from 14 exons. The coding region runs from base 354 to 2297 and encodes 647 amino acids. NCBI's taxonomy places the organism in Eukaryota, Metazoa, Chordata, Ceratodontiformes, Protopteridae. Gene Ontology annotation, biological process: sodium ion transmembrane transport. Gene Ontology annotation, cellular component: membrane. The record is from RefSeq and is a predicted model, not a curated record.
CAUUUUCAUUCAGUUCUUGCAGGCUGUGGGCUUGUAACAAGAGUUCAUAUAAUGGAGGAGUAAAGCACAAAGGCAGACAGCAUCUUUUUGUGGACCAUCUGGACUGAAGCACCAGUAGUUGCUUCUCUAAUUGAAGAUUUUUAUUUAAUAUUUGAACCUCAUCAAUGAGAUACUUUCGACUCACAUUCAAGUGCUUUGUAGAUUGCUUCUGAAUCUUCAGUUUUAGUCAUCUGUUUUUUUAAUUACCUUUUCGGAUUAUUUUUAUAUCAUUCAAUAGACAGAGAUAUAUAUAUUUAUAUAUAUAAAUAUAUAUAUAUUAUAUAUUAAAAGAAAUAAUAUAUCCUUAGAAAACAAUGCCUGCUGUGCUGAAGGACAACAGCUCAGCUGACAGUGGGAGCUCGGAUGCACCAGAGAUGGAAGGCACGGAUCCUGUCUGUGGAGUGGAAAUGGUGCCAGAGGACAAAGUUUCGACAACCCCUUUAGUGGUUUCAACAGGAUGUGUUGCAAUACCAGUACCUGAACGUGAAACCUGGACCCGGCAAAUGGACUUCAUUAUGUCCUGUGUGGGGUUUGCAGUAGGACUAGGAAAUGUUUGGAGGUUCCCAUACUUGUGUUAUAAAAAUGGAGGAGGAGUAUUUUUGAUUCCUUAUCUGCUGAUUGUCUUUGUUGGUGGCAUUCCUGUUUUCUUCUUGGAGAUCGCUUUGGGGCAGUUUAUGAAACAGGGAGGGAUUGCAGCUUGGAACAUUGCUCCGCUCUUUAAAGGACUUGGCUUUGCUUCCAUGGUGAUUGUGUUCUUCUGCAACACCUAUUACAUCAUGAUCUUGGUGUGGGGCUUGUAUUAUCUGGUGCACUCCUUUACAGACAACCUCCCAUGGGCAACCUGUGGUCACUCCUGGAAUACCAAAUUAUGCACAGAGAAUUUUCAACAGGACCACUGUGACAACGGGACCACUAUGAAUGGAAGUACCUUCAAUAUUAGCUGUGAACAGCUGGCGGAAAUGCGUUCCCCCAUCAUUGAAUUUUGGGAGAACAAAGUGUUGCGCAUUUCUGGAGGCUUAAAUGAACCUGGCGAGAUCAACUGGCAGAUGACAUUGUGUCUCCUAGCAACCUGGGUCAUUGUUUACUUCUGCAUUUGGAAAGGGGUGAAAACAACUGGCAAGGUCGUAUACUUCACUGCUUUGUUCCCUUAUGUCAUUCUAAUCAUUCUUUUGGCUCAUGGAGUUACUCUUCCUGGAGCUCUGGAUGGAAUUGUCUACUAUCUUAAACCUGAUUGGUCCAAAUUGACUGAAGCACAGGUCUGGAUUGAUGCAGGCACUCAAAUAUUCUUCUCAUAUGCUAUUGGCCUGGGAGCGCUAACGGCUCUGGGCAGCUACAAUCGAUUCCACAACAACUGCUACAAGGAUGCUUACAUUCUGGCUGUCAUCAACAGUGGCACCAGCUUCUUUGCUGGCUUUGUUGUUUUUUCUGUACUGGGCUUCAUGGCAUCAGAACAAGGUGUUGACAUCUCCAAAGUGGCAGAAUCAGGACCAGGCUUGGCCUUCAUUGCUUACCCCAAAGCUGUCACACUGAUGCCUGUUGCUCCUCUCUGGGCAGCUCUCUUCUUCUUCAUGCUCCUUAUCUUAGGUCUUGACAGCCAGUUUGUAGGUGUUGAAGGUUUCAUCACAGGGAUAAUGGACCUCUUCCCUGCCUCAUAUGCCAGCGUUAUCCGUCGUGAGGUUGUCGUUGCUUUCUGCUGCUUUAUUUGCUUCAUCAUUGAUCUCUCCAUGAUAACAGAGGGAGGGAUGUACAUUUUCCAGCUGUUUGACUAUUAUUCUGCAAGUGGGAUUACGCUGCUGUGGCAGGCAUUCUGGGAAUGUGUUGUAAUUGCCUGGGUAUAUGGAGCGGAUCGAUUCAUGGAUGACAUAGCUCGUAUGAUUGGAUACCGUCCUUUACCCUUCAUGAAGUGGUGCUGGGCAGUGAUAACACCUUGUGUUUGUGUGGGAAUUUUCCUCUUUCAUGUAGUGAACUACAAGCCACUGACCUACAAUAACAGCUAUGUGUAUCCAUGGUGGGGAGAGGCUAUAGGCUGGUGUCUGGCACUGUCCUCCAUGCUCUGCAUCCCUGUUACUGUCAUCUGCAAACUUCUUCAUAGCAAAGGCUCACUACAAGAGCGUUGGCAACAUCUCACUGCCCCAAUUUGGGGUCACCACCAUUUGGAAUAUCUGACUCCUGAGGCAGAGACAAAGCUACUUCCACCCGUUGACACCCUCAUCACAUCAGCUCUGGAGAAAGCCACUCUGUUUGAGACUGUCAUAUAGAAGAUCUUCAACACAGCGGGCUUGAUUUCUCUUGUGUGUGUGUAUGAAUGUAUGAUUGGGAGGGAAAUAACUUGCUUCUUCCAGUUAGUAGAAAUCCCAGGUAUGCCAAGUUUAUCUUGUGAGCCAUAGAAUCUAUAUACCAUUUCAUUAGGAAAGAAAUGUAAUGCUGAGAUCUAGUGCUACUCAUGUGCUCAACAAUAUAACUAAGGAUGACUGUCGUAAAUUUAACAAAACUACAAAUGUGCUGAAUUUCUUCAUUCUAUUCUUCCAUUGUAAAGUAACUGAUAACCUGCCAUCAGACUCUUAACAUUUCAUGAGCAGAGUUAUGACGUUUAUAUUUUUGGAAUAAAGGCAAGAAAUUAGAUAUUACAGUUAAAUAAGACUGCUAUUUAGGUCCAUAGGUGUGUUUUAAAACAAUUAUUGACAUAAAGGGUACAGUUUGUAAGCACUGUUAUUGCCAUUAUUGAAUCAAUCUGAUCAUCCACUUUCUCCAGGGCCUAUCUCUGUCCAGAACUUGUAGCCUGUAGUAACAGUCCUGGUAUGGAAUGUUAGAGUACAACUAACCUGAGAAUGGAGGAAAUGUUAUGAGAAAAAUACUUGUCUAGCUGUUUUAGGUAGCUUUUAUUUUUAUUCCAUAAAUGUAUCAUUUAGCUUUUCUUUCUGUAGAGAUAUACACCCAUAAAAUUGAAUUGGGGAUGGUUGUCAACUAAGAAUGUGUACCCCACUUUUGCCUGCAGUGUUUUCUCCACCUGAAGGCAUGUAGGCAGCUGGAUACAAGAUCCUCCAUUCUAAAGUGAUUGUCUCAUGUGUGGCUGUGGGGGCUAUGAACACUGUAUACUGUAAUUGAAAGACAUUUGCUCCACAAAAUGUUUAGUUAUUGUGAAGUAGAUUCAUGCUGCUGUUACACAGCUAUUGAUUUGUUCAGUUUGACCUUACGUACUUUUAAUAUUAAUCUGUCUUCCUUGACCAGGUAGCCUACAAAUUCUUCAGGCUAUACUGCAGGGAAUCUCAUUUCAGUCAUCUAGAUUUAUUUCCACUAAUCUUGCUAUGAUUUGUCUCCAUUUUGAUGCAUCACUGACUGGAUCUCAUGCACUCAGUCCAAAUUUACCCUUUUUAGCACCCAACCAAUAUAAAUGAGUAGUGGGGGACAGGCCAAGAACGUCAGCCAGCAGUGGUUAGAUUCUGCAACAUGCUUCUGGAUGAAAAAAUAGCUUUUCCUUAAUUAGUUACCACUCCUUGGUUCAGAUGAGCAAUCAUGUUCAUCAAGGUCUGUUGCUUCCAAAGACAUCUUUGUCAUCCGAGAGCUACAACUCUGCUUUUUUUCCAGGUGUUAGAAGCUUGCUGUCUUAGCCCCUUUCCAGUAAUGUCCAUUUACUAUUAUUUAAGCAUAGAAUUAAGCUUAUUGCUUUAUUUUGCAUGUGUUAUCUUAUUAAUGCAUUUAAAAUAUUUGUGGCAAUUAUAAAGAAAUUGUUAAAUGAGACAAAUAUUCUUAAUCACUCGACUAUGUGGUUUAUCAUAUUUAUAUAUAUAUUUCACUGAAAAAUACAUGUCUCUUAUUUCUGGGUAUGUGAUAUAACUAUUUUAUGCUUUUAGAGCACCGAGCUAUGAUUAUCCCGGUCUCCAUUAUGAAUGGUAAAUUGCAAGGAAUUAUUGUUCAUUUCCUUCCUGGUUAAGUUUUCAACCAUCUGUGAUCUCUUCAAAACCUGAAACAUAGGUAAACAUCUGGUUUUCCUUAACAAGCUUGUCACUGUAAUUUACUAAGUUACUGUUUUACAUUCUUCACAUAAGGCAACCUAUGUACUUUAUGAAAGUUUGCUUUCACAAUGAUGAAGGCAGCUGUUAAUCAUGAAAAAAAAAAAUAAGCUUAGCAGAUAGGGAUCAUCUUCUUCCACUUAUCUUGCCAUGAGUAUAGAGGGUGAGUUUCUCAUGGGUUACAUAAAACUUCUACAAUAUCAGGAAUUUGUCAUUCUGAUUUCUGAACCUGAUGCUCAAAGACCUGUUAAAACAUUUUAUCCCUACAACCUAUACAGCCAGUUCUUCUUAUCUAACUAUUAAGCUACAUAGUUCAGCAUUCAGCAUCAACAAAUUACUAAAAGUAUUUUGUACGGUAUCAGUGGUUUACCUUUCAAGCUUAUGACAUACUGGCCUUUAAGAAGCUUGUUGUCAUAAUACCAGACUGAUGUUUUCUACUUCUCACAUGCAAAGUAAGAUGAUUUCUGUAGCAAAUUAAUGAAUUCCUGAUAGAAAAGGAUAGGAAAGGAAAGUCUUCCCAUAACAUUGGAAGGCACUGUGCAAUGUAUGGACCAUUUUUUUCUGUUAUUGAUAUUUAUUUUUAAUGUUAGAUUUCCUGAUCAGUGUUAUAUCCUAGGUCUCUAUAGCACAAUUUACAAGUAUCUGAAUCUUCUGAAACAGAAUUACAUAGUGGCACAAAAUUAUGUAUUUAAAUAUCAAAAUGAGCCUUAGUAUCUGGUAUUUUAUGGCACCUAUUUAAAUUGGCAUGCUUAAUUAGUUAUAUACAAUCCUCUUUGAAAAUCAUGCUAUAAAACAUAAAAAGAAAGCAAAUGCCUUGUGAAAUGGUGUCAGAAGAAGGAAAUGAUGUAUCAGCCUGUUUUAUUAUCCUUACUAUGUUUCUCUUUCCCAGUUUAUGCAUGCACACAAUAACAAGUACAUGCAUUACAUGUAAUUAUUUCUUGCCUUGCUUCUGGUAGUAUUCGGUAGCAGAUUAGAUCACAUUCUAAGGUCUAGAUCUGCUUCUGAAGUAUACAUAUUCUGUUUGUGCCUGAAGGAGGUGCUACCCUCCCUCACAACCAAAUCUCCCUUCAGCACAGUCAGUUGCUCUCAUUCUGCCAGCAUUUUCAUGGUUAUUCCGUCUCACCCAGUUUUGAACUGAUAGCUCCAAUUACUUUUUUUCCCCGAGUGUACUGUUUAGAUGGUUUUCCUUCUUCAGAUGAUGUCUAUUUCUCUGUCAGCUUAAUACCAUCAUCCCCUCAGUAGUUUAGCUCAUUGACACUGCCCGCACUGGUAACUCUGGGUUUUUAACCAUGCCUGCAGUGCUAUUUGUGUGGGCUACUUUGUUCCAUUCAAGACAGUAGCACUGGGAAGACAGACCCACACCCAGUGCUUUGUUUCCACUAUAGCUUAGUCAUGGUACUGUAUCUAUAGCAUUUAGUGCCAUGACUGACCACAAUGAAUGUAAGAAAAUGCCUCUGGCUAGAAAAGACAUGCAAAACGUACUACUGUUCAUUUGAAAAUAUUUUCUUACGUUCAGUUUCUUUACUCUCCAUUUUAAGGAAUUGCUGUCCCGCCUGUUCACAGUAAGGAAUGUGACAUAUAAUUAACUACCUGUAGCUGUUAAUGAGCAUCAAUGAGUUAAGACUAUGCCUGCCACUGAAUUUGUUCUAAAAAUGCACUUGUUUAUUCUAAUAAUAUCUUUUUGUUACCGGAAAAUAUCAUUUUUGCCUUCACUAUAAUAAAUGCAGUCAGUAUAGUAUGGUUGAAAGCAUGUUUUGCUGUUUCUUGUGCAUGUUAUUAUUUUUAGUUCUAAGUCAUACUGUCUAUCUUUCUAGGGCAAUUCACAAUGUUUUAUAUGUUCCUGUUUUCCUGAUGAAUUCUGAUCAGUGACUUGAACAUUAGUAAUCUGACCUCGGCCUCUAAUACCAUUUGCUAUACAGCUUAGCACUUACUUGGCUUUUACUACUGCUGUAUGGUGUUUGCUGUGUGUUUUGGUUCAUUUAGGAUGAUUGCUUCAAAUUCUACAUGACCAGAGAAUCUUUAUCUCAAGUUUGCAUGUUCUUGGAAAGUGGUAGCCCACUUGAGAUUGUUCAUCUUCUAGUUCAAGUCUCCUCGAAUGUGUCUGCCCAUUUUUUUUAUAAGAACCAAAUUAUGCUUUGAAAUAACCAACAUAAUCACUAAGAAAUAUGAUGGUCAGCAUAAACUUGACCACUGACCCUGAGGUAAUGACACCAACACUCAGCUUUGUUCGUCUUUCUUGCCUUCAGUUGUUAACUCUUCUAGCAUACCCGACCAUUUGGAGCCAACAAGUAAUUGUUUGGAAUUUUCCUUUGCAAGUCUCCAUUUCUGUAUUUCCUCCUUGGUGACCGCCGCAUUUUAAUCUCUGAUAAAGAUGGAGCACACAAAGCAUCCCAGUAUUUUCUUCCUUCACUUCUAGCUUCCCGUUUACUUGUGCUUGCUUUAUCUGUGUUAAUAAAAAGACUUUAUUACCCCUCUAAAUGAACCACGAAUAAAGGGCAAUUCUGCCAAUGAAAAAGUAAGCCUUAUAACAUGCAUCCCUAUGGCAGUUACAUUAAGGCAGUUAUGGUGGAUAGAACAGACUUAGAGACAUUCAAGGCACAGCUAGGUUUCCUGUAGAUAGUAUCCAGACUAAAGAAUCCCUGCUGUUUUCUGCUAUGGAUUGUGAAGGGUAUGGGGGUGGGGCAUGAGUAAGACAAAAUCACCAUACCUCUCAAGUGUACCUCAUUACUAGGAAUGUACCUCAUUUGGGGUCUUAAAAAGUUCAUGUUCCUUGA